Salvia miltiorrhiza (redroot sage) is the source of this 1213-nucleotide messenger RNA. Its product is annotated as psbP-like protein 1, chloroplastic. Gene Ontology annotation, cellular component: photosystem II; extrinsic component of membrane; photosystem II oxygen evolving complex. The coding region runs from base 326 to 1042 and encodes 238 amino acids. Gene Ontology annotation, biological process: photosynthesis. The record is from RefSeq and is a predicted model, not a curated record. The transcript has 9 exons. Gene Ontology annotation, molecular function: calcium ion binding. NCBI's taxonomy places the organism in Eukaryota, Viridiplantae, Streptophyta, Magnoliopsida, Lamiales, Lamiaceae.
GUACAUCUCAAAAAUGAACAUAGAAUUUUGUAAUGUAAAAAAUUGGUUUGAUUUAUAAACAAGGAGCUGCAGCUAUUUUGCAAAAUACUAAUAAAUUUAAAAUAGUUUUUAUUUUGAGUAAAAAGGUGUUUUAUGUCUUUCCACAGUCCAAAAUUAGUGGAUAUGAAUAUGAUAUGAUAUAGGAGGGGAGGAUGGAGAUUUGGGUGAUGUAGAAGUGGCCUUCAGAUAAGCCGACGGUUUUUUUCCUUGUGGACACGUGUCAGACACCCCCUGCUUCGCCGGAAAACUCUCAACGACGGAGCUCUGCUGAAAGUUUGAAGCAGAUAUGGUGUCUCUGCUUACAUUGCCAUCAAUUCAUCAUGCGUGGCCAGGUUCAUCCACUCAGCUAGGUCUGUAUAGGCACGGUCAGUUUCGAAGAAGUAUUGCCUUUGUUGUGAGGUCUGAGCAUUUGCCUUCAACUUCAGCUUCUCCAUGCAAAGAAGAUGGACCUGGAAGACGCCAACUCCUGGCCGUGGGGGUGACAGUUGCCCCUUGGUUAUUCAUGUCUCAGCAGGCAGCAACAUUUGCUGCAGAAACAAAGAAAGGAUUUCUCCCCGUCACAGAUAAGAAGGAUGGAUAUACUUUCCUGUACCCCUUUGGGUGGCAGGAGGUCGUUGUUGAAGGACAAGACAAGGUCUUCAAAGAUGUUAUUGAACCUCUUGAAAGUGUCAGUGUAAAUAUAAUCCCCACCACCAAACAAGAUAUUCGUGAUUUUGGGCCCCCACAGGAGGUUGGUGAAACUUUGAUUCAGAAGGUCUUGGCUUCUCCUACUCAGAAAACAAAGCUGAUUGAGGCAACAGAGCACGACGUAGAGGGAAAAUCAUAUUACACAUUUGAAUUCAUUGCGAAAGCUCCAAACUACACCCGUCAUGCUUUGAGUACAGUCUGCAUUGGCAAUGGAAGGUUCUACACGGUGACAACAGGAGCGAACGAGAGGAGAUGGGAGAAGAUGAAAGAUAGACUGAAAACCGUGGUCGAUUCCUUCCAGAUUUUCAAUGUCUAAAGGUGGGAUAUGUGUUGCUUCUUCUUCUUCUUCUUCAUUUUUAGCAUAUAAACUAGAGGCUAUUCAAUCACUGUAGAUAUGAGUAAUUUUCUCUCAACAACUACUAGUCUCUGCACAUUCUCGUUUAUAUCUCUCCAAAGAUAUGCAUCAACUAUGGUAUAUCUUGUCUAA